This is a messenger RNA of Zychaea mexicana, 186 nucleotides long. RefSeq lists its product as uncharacterized. Lineage: Eukaryota; Fungi; Mucoromycota; Mucoromycetes; Mucorales; Lichtheimiaceae. The record is from RefSeq and is a predicted model, not a curated record. The coding region runs from base 1 to 186 and encodes 61 amino acids. The transcript has a single exon.
AUGGACCGUCGUACGCUCGAACAAGAACAACAAUCACAAGAAUCCCCAUCGUUCACUCAAGCAGUGAAGGCACAACUUUUUGCUCCCGAAGUUCGACAGGGAAACCUUAGCAUUGCAUUGUCCGUUACCGUCUUCACCGGCGCCGUCUUCUUCUUGCGCAACUUUGGUGAAUUGCUGGCCGUCUAA